This is a messenger RNA of Anneissia japonica, 1783 nucleotides long. RefSeq lists its product as uncharacterized. The record is from RefSeq and is a predicted model, not a curated record. Lineage: Eukaryota; Metazoa; Echinodermata; Crinoidea; Comatulida; Comatulidae. Bases 368 to 787 code for a protein of 139 amino acids. The transcript is spliced from 6 exons.
ACCUCUAAUGCGUUCUGGGUGAUCAGUUUUUUUCUUUUUCUUUCUUUUUUUUUUCUUUUUCUAUCAAUCCAUCUGUGGUCAAAUAGGUCAAAAUAUGGUAAAAUGAUCAAAUACACGAAAUUAGUCUCCCUAAAAAAAAAUACUCUUUUAAUAGUUCCUAUCGUUUCCGUAUCCAUUCAGCAGCUUCAAUAUAGUAUUGUAACUGCCAAUCAAAUGCGCUUUAAGACAACUUAUAGGCCUAUAACUCAUAUACGCCAUUAUUAUGGAUUACAGUGUCACGUGAUAAUCAGCAUUAAGUAUGAAAGAACGGAAGGUCUACAAGUCAUUGGCCUACUGCGAAAAUCCUUACUGAGAAGAGCCAGACACGAUGUUUGUACCAACCGUUGCCGUUAUUUUUUUCUGCUUUUCACGUAUAGAUACGCUAUACUUAUCAUUCAAUAAGUCUGCGUCAUCAUCAACAACUCAUAGUUAUUUUUUGCCUGAAAAAGUUACGGACGGAGAUGAUAAUUCAAACAUGUUCACGCCUUGUUUCCAUUCAACGCCUGGUUUUCAACAAUGGCUUGAGAUCGACCUAGGAAACGAAUACCUGAUAACACGAAUUACAAUAAUAAACCGAGUUGAACCAGGACCACCUUUGCGUGGUUGUGAUGAUUGUCAUUUGCGACUUAACGAUGCUGCCAUUGGAAUUGGUUCAGGUGGCGACAUCGCAAAUUUUACCAAGUGUGGAGAAUCUGUAACUCUCGCCCAAGUAGAGCUAAGUCCAAUUAUUGACGUAAGAUGUCAAUAACCAAUCAGUGGCCGCUACGUCACUGUAUGGUAUCCUACAAAAUCAGAGCAGUUAAACUUUUGUGAAGUCAGAGUCUACAACGAAAACGAACCAGAUAUAAGAAAAUUCGACAGCACACUUCUCCCUGUUGGAACCUGGAAGCUAAAUAUAAACGCUCUAUUGUAUCAGCUUGACGUCAAGACGACAUCACCAAUGAUAAAUAUUAUUGACCAUCAGUGGACUAAAGUGUUGGAGCCCGUCAACCAAAUCAUCAAAUUAGACAAGAUCAACUUCAGUUCGUUCCACGCUUUUACCGUCGCUUUCUACAUAUAUCCCUAUAAUUUUUCAAUGGGAAAUAUCAUUUUAAUCGGUGAUGCAGAUUCUCUGCGGAUGGAACAAACCUAUUCAAAUGGCCGUCUCUACCAGUCCGAAGUGACCGUAUAUUUUGAUGACCAGCAGCUUACACGGGCCCAUGUUCUAUUACCUGAGACCUGGACAUUUCUUACCCUGGCGUUUAAUGGCACAAUCACACUUUGGAGAAAUGGAGAAAUAAUGAGCUUUAACAAUACUAGCUUAACCUCUCUGGAUGCACAUCAACUACAGAUUGGGAGUGCCACAGGUCAGCUGUUUGCUGAAGUAGCCGCGCUCCAGUUGUAUGAUCGUGCACUGAACGAAGCAGAAAUAAAAUUGGCGAUGUCUCAACCACCAAUUUUCACAAGCAAACGUGCAUUGUUCGAGAUGCUGGGUCCGUUCAAAGGUUUUUCGGGACAAAUCCUUCAGAAAGGCGUCACCAGAACAUAUGGCGACUGUUCUCGAAUGUGUUUAAGAUGUCUUUGCUGUGAUGCUUUCAGAUUCGGGAAGAACGAUCACGUGUGCAUCUUAAUCUCAAAUCACGUAGUAAUCGAUAAUGAGGAAAUGAACUUUGACACGUAUCGAUUAAUCGCUCAGUAUCCUCCUCUGUUGAACAGGAAAGUCAUAUGCUUCGAUCAAGAAUAGUUCGUUCUGACUAGUGAAAUU